Messenger RNA from Arachis ipaensis, 2404 nucleotides. Lineage: Eukaryota; Viridiplantae; Streptophyta; Magnoliopsida; Fabales; Fabaceae. The record is from RefSeq and is a predicted model, not a curated record.
CUGGAAAAUUAGAGAACCUCUAUGCCUGGCUUAUCUUCUAUCUUUCCAUUCCAUUCUCUUCGUUGGGACUGUCAAAGAGAGAGCUUUUGCUCUCAAAACGACGUCGUCCUUGUGAAUUGGAUUUCACACACUGAACUGAACUCUGAUAUGGUAUAAAGAGAACGAAGAAGAAGAAGAAAGAAGACAGCUUUGGUUUUCUCGCCAUUGAAAUCUCAAACUGCCGUAACUUCUCUCAGUAUCAGCAUCUGUUGCAGCUUCAGCUGAGUGUAUCAAUGGCUAUGAGUGGUUUGGUUUCGAACCGCAACUUUGCUACUUCUUUCAUUGCCUCAGGAAAUGUAUAUAGAUCUGGAAAGGAUCUGUCACUUCAGAGAGGAGGGAUUUCUGGAGUAUCUCAUUUUUCAAGAUGCCAGCCCAGGAUGCAUUUUCAAACUAACUCCCCGUUGGAAGAGACAGUUUCAGGACAGACACUCUCAUUUUGCAGUGAAGCAGGAGAGCAUUGUUCUUCAGUAUCAAGGCAAUCUGCUCGCCGUAUGAACUUUAAACUAAAGGCUGGUAGAAGAAGUCAGUCGUACAUUUCUUCAGCUCCCUAUGGAAGAGGCAAUAUUGAACAAAGGGCGGCAUGUGGACUAGGUUUGAGCAAGAGGAACCACAUUAAGGAAAAUAAGAUCCGUGUUUUCUACAAGUCCGAGGAAUAUGACAUUACAGAGGCAAAUAUGGAUUCUCUGCCAUCAGCUGAAGGGACAGGUGAAGCCAUUCUAUUGGGAGGAAAUCUUCAACAAGUGUCUCCUUGGUGGCAGCAGUUUCCUAAGCGCUGGGUUAUUGUAAAUAUGAGCAUAGCAAUACUUCCAAUGUCGCAAGAGUUCAACUGGAACAGUGCAACAGUCGGCCUAAUUCAGUCAUCCUUUUUCUGGGGUUAUCUACUUACUCAGAUCCUUGGUGGCAUAUGGGCAGACAAACUUGGUGGAAAGCUAGUGCUAGGUUUUGGAGUUGUGUGGUGGUCAAUAGCUACGAUUUUAACUCCUAUUGCUGCAAGACUUGGGCUGCCUUUUCUGCUUGUUAUGCGUGCCUUUAUGGGAAUUGGCGAGGGUGUUGCUAUGCCUGCAAUGAAUAAUCUGCUUUCCAAGUGGAUUCCUGUUUCUGAGAGAAGCAGGUCGCUUGCCUUCGUAUACAGCGGCAUGUACCUUGGUUCCGUCACAGGCUUGGCAUUCUCACCUAUACUAAUCCAGAAAUUCGGGUGGCCAUCAGUGUUUUACUCAUUUGGAUCCCUUGGAAGUAUCUGGUUCGCCUUAUGGUUGAAAAAAGCAUAUAGCUCACCAACAGAAGACCCAGAUGUUGCACCAGAGGAGAAAAGGCUCAUACUUGGAGGCAGUAUAUCCAAAGAAGCCGUGACAGUUAUUCCUUGGAAACUAAUUUUAUCAAAGCCACCUGUAUGGGCUUUAAUUAUAUCUCACUUUUGCCACAAUUGGGGAACAUUUAUUCUAUUAACCUGGAUGCCUACUUACUACAAUCAGGUUCUGAAGUUCAACCUUACAGAAUCUGGCCUCUUAUGUGUCCUGCCAUGGUUGACAAUGGCUGUUUUUGCAAAUAUAGGAGGCUGGAUUGCUGACACUCUUGUGAGCAAAGGCCUUUCCAUCACAAAUGUUCGAAAGAUCAUGCAAACAAUUGGGUUUCUGGGUCCCGCCAUUUUUCUUACACAGCUCAGCCAUGUUAGAACACCAGCUUUGGCAGUACUGUGCAUGGCUUGCAGUCAGGGAUCUGAUGCAUUCUCACAAUCUGGUCUAUAUUCAAACCAUCAAGACAUUGGACCACGCUAUGCUGGUGUAUUGCUAGGACUGUCAAACACCGCAGGUGUACUUGCCGGUGUCUUCGGUACAGCUGCAACUGGAUUCAUACUCCAACGAGGUUCUUGGAAUGAUGUAUUUAAGGUUGCUGUUGUGUUGUACAUAAUAGGCACAUUGGUCUGGAACAUCUUUUCAACUGGAGAAAAAGUUCUUGACUAAAAUCAACGCAGUGAUGUUAAAUGAAGAGAGGUAUCAACAGUAGAUGGAAUUAAAAUCAGAUGACAAAAAGCAUGUCAAAAUCAAUUGGAAGAGGAGGAAGAAACAGUGAAACACCCUGCUGAAAAACAUAGAAGAGACACAGAUUUUGGACCCAAAAAAAUAGCUAGGCCAUUAUAUUAUUAUUUUCUCCCAGAAUUCUUGGAUAAUGAAUUAACUUGGCACCUUUUGCAUGUGCCUUGUACCAUCAUCUAAUUAUGCUUUGUGUAUAGAUAGUUGAAGGGUAGUUUCCAACUGUAUAAUUUUCAUUUAAGCAUACUUAUGCUUAAAAGGAAAAAUACAUGUUAUAUGAGUAAUUCUACCACAUCAUACCUGACUUGGAAAUAGAUGCAAUGUUAUCUUGUAUC